This is a messenger RNA of Coregonus sp. 'balchen', 13767 nucleotides long. NCBI's taxonomy places the organism in Eukaryota, Metazoa, Chordata, Actinopteri, Salmoniformes, Salmonidae. The record is from the annotation of a GenBank genome assembly.
CAGUGACUGAGUUGAGCUGAGUGUAAACCUGCAGACAUGGACGUGGUGUCGCCAGAGCUGAACAGCCUCCUCCCUGAUGAGAUCAUGGACACAGAGGCCAUCGUCAUGGAUGAUGACCCCCCCUCCGAGUCCCCUGCAGCCUCUGGCCAAUCACAGCCCAGUGACGACGCACCAGUCCCCAUGGAAACGGAUGUGCCCGCUGUCCCAGAGAUCGUAAGCCUGUGUUCGGACGCCCCUCCGACCCAGCGGACCCAAGCCGGGACCACCUCCACCACCACAGGUUCCACCCUCUGUAGCACCACCUCUGCUACCCAGCUCCUCCUCACCCCCUCCACGGCUUCAUCCUCCUCCCUCACCCUGCGACCCGCCACAGCCUCCACCCUCACCUCAACCACCCCCAAAACCACCAGCAGCCUGGCCCGGGUCAGUCUCACCUCGGGGGGCUUACAGAAGCUCUCAGCCCCCUUCACCCUCUCAGCCAACCACCAGAUCAUCCUAAACAAGGUGGCCUCAUCCCCGGGCGCAGACACCACCAGGUCCCCAGGCACCACCACCCCCACUACCACCACCACUACUCCAGGGGGCCAGAAGUUCAUGGUGACGGCCAUAGGGAAGUCAGGCCAACCCAUUGUGCUGCAGCUGCCCCACACAGGCUCCAAGCCUGGCUCAGUGCAGGGUCUGGGGGAGGCCAAAGCCAACCCGCAGCAUUUCAAGGUGGUGACAAGAGGGGUGAGGACGGACCUGAAACCAAUCAUGGUGGGGCAGGCGGUCAGCUCGGCCAGUCAGGUGUCCACCCUGCAGGCCCAGCAGCUGAAGACUGUACAGGUGAGACCUGUUUGUUUACUUGUUUAUUGACUUGUUUACCUUUUUGUCUCAAGGGUCUGAAUUCUUCCCAAUUCAUCAGAAAGGCAUUCAGUUCCUUUGCUCUGCUGUGCUCACAUUUUGUAGUGUGGAGAUUAAUUUAGCUAUGUGUUGUCAUGAAGAGCCUUAUAAGGUUGGAAAUCAAUGCCCAACUGUAACCCCCACCAUCACCCCUCCACAAACACGAUAUGUGAUCAUCUUUAUUUCAAGUACAGUCCCAUGCAUUUACUUGGUUGGUGAAAGGAGCUGGGCAAUUCCACAUCAUUGCUAUUUACAGAAACAUUUUGAGUUUUGCAGAUUUUUUUUUAUUGGCAGUUGUCCAAACCUAAAUGUUGAAAUGAUUAAAUAAAACCUAUUCAAAACUUUAUUUAGAAGCAAAUACUGUAAACAAUUUUUAUGGUGGAUGAUGUUGGCAUGCUUUAUAGGUCUGGUCUUUAUCUCUAAGCUGUAGUUUGUGCAUGGAAGGUAAAUUAACAUAUUUCUCAAUAGAUUGCUAAGAAAACCCAGGUGUCGUCGGCUGGACCAAUCAAGUUCGUCUUCACUAAAGCUGUCAACAACAAAGGUCUGACUGCCCAGACAUCAGUAUCCAAUGUCAUUACAGGUAAUCCCCCUGACAUGCUCUUCAUAUUGACAUCUUCAUAGAAAUAAUGGUUGGUUUGCAAUGUGCCACAUUGAAAGUUCAGCCUGUGUUAUAACUGCUUUGAGCCAUAGAAAUGUAUAUAGACUUUUAUCCCUGCCCCAACUGGUUCUGACCUCAUUGUUGUGAUUCUGUGCCCUCCCCUAACCCCACCCACCCAGGUCGAGUCCUGUCCACAAGCAGCCCAGUGACCCCCCCCGCGGACCAUCACCCUCUCUGAGACCCUCAGCUCCAGCUCUAGCAGCAAGAUCGCCAUCUCCCCCCUCAAGUCGCCCAGCAAGGUCGGACAUGCUGCCAUUCAAUCCCUCUGACCCCACUUUGAGCGAGGGAGAGAGAACCAGUGCAGUUUCAGGGGCCGACAUUAACGCCCGGGGCCAGUAAACGCAUUUCCAGCCAGUGGAUCUACUUUUUGAUUUCCAGUUCAACAUUUACCUGAUCUGUCGCAGUCUACCAUUGAAGACUACAUACGUAAAAGUCAUGUUAUUUGUAUUUGAGCAAUAUGAUUGGCCGUUCAUUAAAGCACCACCACGCUCCCGUGAGUCACAACUUCUUGAGCACUCGAGCAGUACAUGAGUUGAUGCCUUCACACGGCACACGCGAGAUGUCCUGAGCAAAAUGAAGCGCCCAUCAAUCUACUCGUUCAGUUUAUUUAUUUUAACUAAGGAAAGUGAUUUACAAAAGUAAACCUACAAUAGUGAACAUACUAGCAAAUAUGCUGGCUGCUGUUGAUAGUCUGCAAAAAUACACUUUAGCAUUUAUCUUGGCUAGCCUACUGUAGCCAGGUCCAUAUAUUUUGAACCCAAUUGUCUUAAAGGAGCAGCGUCCUAUUUUGAGAUGAAAACAUUUUUUAUUCUCAAAAUGACAUACUUUAGAAACAAAAAUGAAUGCAGUUAAUACAUUUCAAUUCUAAAGAAUAGAGUAAUGACUUGCAUUGCUAAAUUGGUGGUAAAAAGUGGUCCUCUGUAGCUCAAUUGGUAGAGCAUGGCGCGUGUAACGCCAGGGUAGUGGGUUCGAUCCCCGGGACCACCCAUACGUAAAAAUGUAUGCACACAUGACUAAGUCGCUUUGGAUAAAAGCGUCUGCUAAAUGGCGUAUUAUUAUUAUUAUUAUAAUAAUAAUAAAUUAUACUGAGUGUACAAAACGUUAGGAACACCUUCCUAAUAUUGAGUUGCACCCCUUUUUGCCCUCAGAACAGCCUCAAUACGUUGGGACAUGGACUCUACAAGGUGUCGAAAGCAUUCCACAGGGAUGCUGGCCCAUGUUGACUCCAAUGCUUCCCACAGUUGUAUCAAGUUGGCUGGAUGUCCUUUGGGUGGUGGACCAUUCUUGAUACAGUGUGAAAAACCCAGCAGCGUUGCGGUUCUUGACACACUCAAACCGGUGCGCCUGGCACCUACUACCAUACCCAAUUCAAAGGCACUUAAAUCUUUUGUCUUGCCCAUUCACCCUCUGAAUGGCACACAUACACAAUACAUGUCUUAAGGCUUAAACAUCCUUCUUUAACCUGUCUCCUCCCCUUCAUCUACACUGAUUGAAGUGGAUUUAACAGGUGACAUCAAUAAGGGAUCAUAGCUUUCACCUGGUCAGUCUGUCAUGGAAAGAGCAGGUGUUCAUAAUGUUUUGUACACAGUGUAUAUUACACCGGUUUUUAAUACAUAUCAUAAUAACCAAAUGUAGCAUAUUUAAUAGCUGCAUAUAGAGAGAAAGCAUGCCAACCUAUAGGCCCUGCAUGACCCCAAUCCAUUUAAAAACUACACCAUGUCCGGGCCAGUGAGAAAAAAAAAGUUGCAGUUGGAACCUGAGUUUUCUUCCAUUUUGUGUUUGGAUGACAACAUGGAGCUAUUGACAUGUAUUAGUAAACAUAUCAUUCUGUUUUCUCUUUGUGUGACAGUUGACGGUGGUGUCGGUGGCCUCCCAGGUCCCCAACUCCCCUCAGAAGUCAGUAUCUCUGCCUCUCAACAUGGCCCACCUUGGACAUCAGAUACUAGUACAACAGUCUACAGCCACCUCCCCAGCCAAGGUAGUCUCCAGCCAUUCUACUGCGCAGGUACAACUAGCCUCUAUAACAGUGUUUCUCAACUUUGGUCCUCUAGGACCCCCAGGACUGCACAUUUUGUUUAAUUCAAACACUGGAACACCUGAUUCAACUAGCCAACUAAUCACCAAGACCUUGAUAAUCAGGCAUGCUACUGCUGAUGCUCUUGGAAAUGAUCUUGACCAUUUUCUCCCCUCUCCUCACAGACCAUGAAGCCUGUGCAGACUGUGACGGUGGGAGGGGUGGGCGCCCCCCAGUUUAAGACCAUCUUUCCCCUGUCCACUCCGUCCAACGUGCAGCAGAUCCAGGUGCCAGGCAGCCGCUUCCACUACGUCAGGCUGGUCACUGCCACCACGGGCAGCAGCACGGGACAGGCCGGCAGCCCCAUCACCAACUCAUCCAUGACAGGUAGGAGACAGACUCGCAACUCACCAUCCAUACAGAGUGGCAGGGGAAGGAUUUUAGGUCCAAACAGUGCCAUAAAUAUACAAGAGCAUAUGCAACAGUAUUUAAUAUGACCUGUUUUCCUUCCACAGCCAAGCCCUUGGUGGUCAACACAACCCAAGUCAGGAUGUCUGUCCCCAUUGUCCCAGCACAGACAAUGAAGCAGGUGAAACACACACAAACACACUACUUGCUUACAUAUUUAAUUGCCCCCCUACUCAGUCAUUCACUCAGCCACGACAACAUGCAGUGUAAUUGAACUAACCUUCAGUGUUCUCCCCCUCUCUCAGGUGGUGCCUAAGCCCUUGACAUCGUCGGGCCAGGUGCUGACCACUCAGACCCAGCAGAGGUUGAUCAUGCCCGCCACAUCGCUGCCCCAGAUUCAGCCUAACCUCACCAACCUACCCCCGGGCACCGUGCUGGCGCCUGCCCCUGGCUCUGGAAACAUGGGUUAUGCCGUGCUGCCCGCACAAUACGUCACACAGGUACAGGACUGGGAUGUGUGUUGAAUGCAUUUUAAACGUGUGUGUGUGUGUGUGUCGGUGCUCUAACACGUCUAUCUCUCCCUUCUCCAGCUCCAGCAGUCGGCAUAUGUGACUCUGGCCAGCAGCUCUGGGUUCUCCACCCCUACAGACAUUCAGACUCAGGCCAGACUGCCUCUCAAUGGGUAAGCACAACACCACACAGGGGAAAUCCCCAGCUGAAAUAUGAUCUGUGGUUUGGUGGAAAAUAAGUCCUUGUCAGUAAAAACACUGUUUGUGAUAAAGCACCUUUGUUUUGAUGGGUUUUAAAUCCCUUUUGAUAUGAAAUGUUAUAUAAACUCAAUGCACUGACUAAUUCUAAGCAUAUUCCCUCCUUCCACAGCUUAUCAACAUCAGGCACUGCCUUCAGGCCACGGAAGCCCUGUAACUGCACCAAGUCUCAGUGUCUCAAACUGUACGUACUAUAUUAACUUACAGGGAACUCAACCUACUCAACUGUUCAUGUGUAACAGGAUUCCAGCUUUAAAAAAGAAAUCUCCUGUAUUUAGACAUGUAGACGUCAUUUGAGAUGGGCCUAACCUCUAGCUGUGUAUGUUGUCUGAAUGCUCUCUCUGCAGGUACUGUGACUGUUUUGCCAACGGGGAGUUCUGUCAGAGCUGUAACUGUACUAACUGCUUCAACAACCUGGAACACGAGACAGAUCGAGCUAAAGCCAUCAAGGUGAGGAACAAGACGCAGCCACAAGACAUUUACAUUACAUUUUAGUCAUUUAGCAGACGCUCUUAUCCAGAGCGACUUACAGUUAGUGAGUGCAUACAUGAUUAUUUUUUUAUUUUUUCAUACUGGCCCCCCGUGGGAAUCAAACCCACAACCCUGGCGUUGCAAACGCCAUGCUCUACCAACUGAGCUACAUCCCUGCCGGCCAUUCCCUCCCAUACCCUGGACGACGCUGGGCCAAUUGUGCGCCGCCCCAUGGGUCUCCCAGUCGCGGCCGGCUACGACAGAGCCUGGAUUCGAACCAGGAUCUCUAGUGGCACAGCCUUAGACCACUGCGCCACUCGGGAGACCAUACAGUUGAGACAAAUCAGAUUUGACUCAACUGUAUUUCUCUCACCUUAUUUGCCUUGGCUUUUGUGUGAAAGAAAAGCUUGGUGUGAUAAAUGUACUCCUUGAUUAGUGUUAUGAUUUGGCCUUGUGUAAUAAGUAACUGGCAGUUGGAUCUGACUCCUUGUGUAAAGAGUUGUUUUAAAAGGAGUGUAUAAUUUCCCCAGGCUUGUCUGGACCGUAACCCGGAGGCGUUCAAGCCGAAGAUCGGGAAAGGUAAAGAGGGCGAGUCGGACCGCAGGCACAGCAAAGGCUGCAACUGUAAACGCUCAGGCUGCCUGAAGAACUACUGCGAGUGUUACGAGGUGGGUCCCCUCUCUCUCGCUCUCUCGCUCUCUCGCUCUCUCGCUCUCGCUCUCUCUCUCUCUCUCUCUCUCGCAAGCGAAAUGAACAAUAAAAAAUGAGCAGUAAACAUUACACUCACAAAAGUUUCAAAGGAAUAGAGACGUCAUAUUAUGGUGUUAUAACGAUGUGCAAAUAGUUAAAGUACUAAAGGGAAAUUAUAUAAAUAUGGGUUGUACUUACAAUGGUGUUUGUUAAUCACUGGUUGCCCUUUUCUUGUGGCAACAGGUCACACAUCUUGCUGCUGUGAUGGCACACUGUGGUAUUUCACCCAAUAGAUAUGGGAGUUUAUCUAAAUUGGAUUUGUUUUCGAAUUCUUUGUGGGUCUGGGUAAUCUGAGGGAAAUAUGUGUUCAUACAUUUGGCAGGCGUUUAGGAUGUGCAGCUCAGUUUCCACCUCGUUUUGUGGGAAGUGUGCCCAUAGCCUGUCUUCUCUUGAGAGCCAGGUCUGCCUACGGCGACCUCUCUCAAUAGCAAGGCUAUGCUCACUGAGUCUGUACAUAGUCAAAGCUUUCCUUAAUUUUGUGUCAGUCACGGUGGUCAGGUAUUCUGCCACUGUGUACUCCCUGUUUAGGGCCAAAUAGCAUUCCAAUUUUUUUGGGGGGUGGGGGUAAACUCUUUACAAUGUGUCAAGUAAUUCUCUUUUUGUUUUCUCAUGAUUUGGUUGGGUCUAAUUCUGUUGCUGUCCUGGGGCUCUGUGGGGUCUGUUUGUGUUUGUGAACAGAGCCCCAGGCCCAGCUUGUUUAGGGGACUCUUCUCCAGGUUAAUCUCUCUGUAGGUGAUGGCUUUGUUAUGGAAGGUUUGGGAAUUGGUUCCUUUUAGGUGGUUGUGGAAUUUAACGUCUCUUUUCUGGAUUUUGAUAAUUAGCGGGUAUUGGCCUAAUUCUGCUCUGCAUGCAUUAUUUGGUGUUUUACGUUGUACACGGAGGAUGUUUUUGCAGAAUUCUGCAUGCAGAGUCUAAAUUUGGUGUUUGUCCCCUUUUGUGAAUUCUUUGUUGGUGAGCUGACCCCAGACCGUGGAGAGCAAUGGGUUCUAAAACUGAUUCAAGUAUUUUUAGCCAGAUCCUAACUGGGAUGUUGAAUUUUAUGUUCCUUUUGAUGGCGUAGAAGGCCCUUCUUGCCUCUCAGAUCGUUCACAGCUUUGUGGAAGUUACCUGUGGUGCUGAUGUUUAGGCCGAGGUACGUAUAGUUUGUAUCAAUUAGGGGGUGCAGGGUGAAUAUGUGGUCUGUUGUAUGGUAAUUUGGUAAAAAGCUAAUUUGACAUUUGCUCAGUACAUUGUUUUCAAUGAGUAAAUGUAUGAGUCUGCUGUUAAUGACAAUGCAGAGGAUUUCCCCAAGGUUGCUGUUGACGCAUUGGGGUCAAAUUUGUCUCCACCUUUGUGGAUUUGGGUGAUCAGUCCUUGGUUCCAAAUAUUGGGGAAGAUGCCAGAGCUGAGGAUGAUGUUAAAGAGUUUAAGUAUAGCCAAUUGGAAUUUGUGGUCUGUAUAUUUUAUCAUUUAAUUUCAUGGUCUGAGAGUCCUUUAGGUGCCUUUUGGCAAACUCCAAGCGGGCUGUCGUGCCUUUUACUCAGGAGUGGCUUCCGUCUGGUCACUCUACCAUAAAGGCCUGAUUGGUGGAGUGCUGCACAGAUGGUUGUCCUUCUGGAAGGUUCUCCCAUCUCCACAGAGGAACUCUGGAGAGUGACCAUUGAGUUCUUGGUCACCUCCCUGAACAAGGCCCUUCUCCCCCGAUUGUUCAGUUUGGCCGGGGGGCCAGCUCUAGGAAGAGUCUUGGUGGUUCUAAACUUCUUAAAUUUAAGAAUGAUUGAGGCCACUGUGUUCUUGGGGACCUUCAAUGCUUCAGAAAUGUUUUGGUACCCUUCCCCAGAUCUGUGCCUCGACACAAUCCUGUCUCGGAGCUCUAUGGACAAUUCCUUUGACCUCAUGGCUUGGUAUUUGCUCUUACAUGCGCUGUCAACUGUGGGACCUUAUAUAGACAGGUGUGUGCCUUUCCAAAUCAUGUCCAAUCAAUUGAAUUUACCACAGGUGGACUUCAAUCGAGUUGUAGAAACAUCUCAAGGUGGAUCAAUGGAAACAGGAUGCACCUGAGCUCAAUUUCGAGUCUGAAAGCAAAGGGUCUGAAAACUUAUGUAAAUAAGGUAUUUCUGUUUUUUUAUUUUUAAUACAUUUGCAAAAAUGUCCAUAAACCUGUUUUCGCUUUGUCAUUAUGGGGUAUUGUGUGUAGAUUGAUGAAGAUUUUUUAUUUAUUUAACCCAUUUCAGAAUAAGGCUGUAACGUAACGACAGGGCGGCAGGUAGCUUAGUGGGUAAGAGCGUUGUGCCAGUAACCGAAAGGUCGCUGGUUCUAAUCCCCGAGCCGACUAGGUGAAAAAUCUGUCGAUGUGCCCUUGAGCAAGGCACUUAACCCUAAUUGCUCCUGUAAGUCGCUCUGGAUAAGAGCGUCUGCUAAAUGACGAAAAAAAAAAAAAAAUAUAUAUAUAAAUGUGGAAAAAGUGAAGGGGUCUGAAUACUUUCCAAAUUAACUGUAACUCUUCGUGGUGUUUUGUUUUUAGUGUGUUCCAAUUUUCCCAGAAGUGGUUAGAUUCUAUGGAUUCUUCAAUUACAUUGAGCUGAUUUCUAACGUGCUGUUACUUACUUUGAUAGGGAAGCUGAAAUGUAAAAUAUACUGUUUAGGCUUUCUACUGCCAAGUUCACACCUUCAGUAAUACAGUUAAAUGUUUUGUCCAGGAAGUUAUCUAAAAGGGAUUGAAUCUGUUGUUGCCUAAUUGUUUUUUUUGGUAGGUUUCUACUCUACUUUCAUUCCUUCUAUAGCAUUUUUUUUAUAUUGUGCAUUUCCUUUGGCUUUGAUGGCUCAUGAUUGAGUGUUGCUCUGUUCAAGUAGACUGUGAUUUUGCUGUGAUCUGAUAGGGGUGUCAGUGGGCUGACUGUGAACACAGAGACUCUGGGUUGAGGUCAGUGAUAAAGUAAUCCACAGUACUACUGCCAAGGGAUGAGCUGUAGAUGUACCUACCAUAGGAGUGUCCUCAAAGCCUACCAUUGACUAUGUACAGACCCAGCGUGCGACAGAGCUGCAGGAGUUGUGACCUGUUUUUGUUGGUUGUUUUGUCAUAGUUGUGUCUAGGGGGGUAUAUUUGGGAGGGAAUACUGUCACCUCCAGGUAGUUCUUUAUCCCUGUGUGCUGGGUGUCAGGUUCUGGCAUUUAGGUCCCCACAGACUAGUACAUGUCCCUGGGCCUGGAAAUGGUUGAUCUCCCCAUCUAGGAUGGAGAAGCUGUCUUCAUGAAAGUAUGGAGAUUCUAUUGGGGGCAUAUACAGUUGAAGUCGGAAGUUUACAUACACUUAUGUUGGAAUCAUUAAAACUCGUUUUUCAACCACUCCACAAACUUCUUGUUAACAAACUAUAGUUUUGUCAAGUCGGUUAGGACAUAUACUUUGCAUGACACAAGUAAUUUGUCCAACAAUUGUUUACAGACAGAUUAUUUUACUUAUCACUGUAUCACAAUUCCAGUGGGUCAGAAGUUUAUAUACACUAAGUUGAGUGUGCCUUUAAACAGCUUGGAAAAUUCCAGAAAAUGAUGUCCUGGCUAUAGAAGCUUCUGAUAGGCUAAUUGACAUCAUUUGAGUCAAUUGGAGGUGUACCUGUGGAUGUAUUUCAAGGCCUACCUUCAAACUCAGUGCCUCUUUGCUUGACAUCAUGGGAAAAUCAAAAAUAAAUCAGCCAAGACUUCAGAAAAAAAAUUGUAGACAUCCACAAGUCUGGUUCAUCCUUGGGAGCAAUUUCUAAAUGCCUGAAGGUACCACGUUCAUCUGUACAAACAAUAGUACGCAAGUAUAAACACCAUGGGACCACGCAGCCGUCAUACUGCUCAGGAAGGAGACGCGUUCGGUCUCGUAGAGAUGAACGUACUUUGGUGCGAAAAGUGCAAAUCAAUCCCAGUACAACAGCAAAGGACCUUGUGAAGAUGCUGGAGGAAACAGGUACAAAAGUAUCUAUAUCCACAGUAAAACGAGUCCUAUAUCGACAUAACCUGAAAGGCCGCUCAGCAAGGAAGAAGCCACUGCUCCAAAACCGCCAUAAAAAAGCCAGAGUAGUACGGUUUGCAACUGCACAUGGGGACAAAGAUCGUACUUUUUGGAGAAAUGUCCUCUGGUCUGAUGAAACAAAAAUAGAACUGUUUGGCCAUAAUGACCAUCGUUAUGUUUGGAGGAAAAAGGGGGGGCUUACUAGUCGAAGAACACCAUCCCAACCGUGAAGCACGGGGGUGGCAGCAUCAUGCUGUGGGGGAGCUUUGCUACAGGAGGGACUGGUGCACUUCACAAAAUCGAUGGCAUCAUGAGGAAGGAAAAUUAUGUGGAUAUAUUGAAGCAACAUCUCAAGACAUCAGUCAGGAAGUUAAAGCUUGGUCGCAAAUGGGUCUUCCAAAUGGAAAAUGACCCCAAGCAUACUUCCAAAGUUGUGGCAAAAUGGCUUAAGGACAACAAAGUCAAGGUAUUGGAGUGGCCAUCACAAAGCCCUGACCUCAAUCCUAUAGAACAUUUGUGGGCAGAACUGAAAAGGCGUGCGUGAGCAAGGAGGUCUACAAACCUGACUCAGUUACAUCAGCUCUGUCAGGAGGAAUGGGCCAAAAUUCACCCAAAUUAUUGUGGGAAGCUUGUGGAAGGCUACCCGAAAUGUUUGACCCAAGUUAAACAAUUUAAAGGCAAUGCCACCAAAUACGAAUUGAGUGUAUGUAAACUUCUGACCCACUGGGAAUGUGAUGAAAGAAGUAAAUGCUGAAAUAAAUCAUUCUCUCUACUAUUAUUCUGACAUUUAACAAUCUUAAAAUAAAGUGGUGAUCCUAACUGACCUAAGACAGGGAAUUUUUACUAGGAUUAAAUGUCAGGAAUUGUGAAAAACUGAGUUUAAAUGUGUUUGGCUAAGGUGUAUGUAAACCUCCGACUUCAACUGUAGGUAGCACACAGGAGGACAUUUUUCUCUGCACCAGAUGUAACAUUUUCUUGUUUUAGACUAAUUUAAUAGUGGGUUAGGUCUGCUCUAUACCAAAUUAGCAUACCCCCUAAGUCUCUUCCCUGUUUCACACCUGGUAGUUUGGUGGAUGGGACUACCAGCUCUCUGUAAUCUAGAGGGCAACCAGUGGGUCCGUCUUCUCUAUACCAUGUUUCUUGUAGGAUGACAAUGUCUGUAUUUCCAAUUUCUUUGAUGAAUUCUGGGUUCCUGCUCUUUAGGCCAAAGGCAGAUGACCUCAGACCUUGUAUAUGCCAGGAUGCGAUAGUAAAAGCUUUGUGUUCCAUAGUGUCUAGUGUUGUGUUUGUGUGGUUUAGGCCCAGACCAUCACAGUACGUGUGAGCAGAGCAUGUUGAGCAUCUGAUACAUGCCUCUUAGGUGGCACUACAUCUCCUAAUGAAUCAUGUGGAAAUUGAGCAAGUUGAGGAGACUAAACUGCUUGGAGUAACCCUGGAUUGUAGACUGUCAUGGUCAAAGCAUAUUGAUACAACAGUAGCUAAGAUUGGGAGAAGUAUGUCCAUAAUUAAGCGCUGCUCUGCCUCCUUAACAACACUAUCAACAAGGCAGGUCCUACAGGCCCUAGUUUUGUCGCACCUAGACUACUGUUCAGAAGUGUGGUCAGGUGACACAAAGAGGGACUUGGGAAAAUUGCAGUUGGCUCAGAACAGGGCAGCACGGCUGGCCCUUAAAUGUCCAUGGAGAGCUAACAUUAAUGACAUGCAUGUCAGUCUCUCCUGGCUCAGAGUGGAAGAGUUAUUGACUUCAUCACUGCUUGUUUUUGUAAGAGGUGUUGAACUGCUGAAUGUAUCAGGUGGGGCCUAUAUAGGGUGUGGUCAGGGUUUGUUUGGGGCGGUCUCAGCUGGUGAUUCUGUGGUCUGGGUGUCGGUCCUCUUGGCGUGGGUUCUCUCGGUGCAAGUCCUUCGGGAGGGGGUCUCGCAGGUCUGGGAGGGUGUCUCGCUGGUCUUGGCAGGGUAUCCAUUGCUCUGUUGCUCCUGUGUGCUGUGUGAGGUGCUGCGGUUGAGGGUGACGUCCUUCAGGGUCCUGGCAAAAGUUGUGAUUACUGCCUUGUAGAGGUGGACCUGGUCGUAAAGGCUGGUCAAGUCCAGGGUGGUCCUUAUACGGGUGACUAUAACGUUGUACUCUGGGGGUGGCCAAUCUUAUCCCUGAAGGGGUGGGUACAGGCUUUUGUUCCAACCAACUAGUAGCACACCCGAUUCUUGGUCACACCUGCUUAUUUGUUGAGACUCUCUCUCUGCCAGGCCAAGAUCAUGUGCUCGUCUACCUGUAAGUGUGUGGGCUGUAAGAACUUUGAGGAGAGCCCUGAGAGGAAGACUCUGAUGCACCUGGCCGACGCAGCUGAGGUCAGAGUUCAACAACAGACAGCAGCCAAGACCAAGCUGUCAUCACAGAUCUCAGACCUGCUUACACGGACCACCCCCGCCAUCACCAGCGGAGGAGGGAGGUAAGACUCCCUCCCUCUCUAGACUCACCCUCUCCGGCCUCACCCCCUUUCUAGAUUCACCCCGUCUCUACUCACCCCCUCUCCUCCACGCAUCUUCUGUAAUGUAUUUUCUCCACGCUCCCCGUCUCCAGCCUCCCUUCUCCAGUCUCACCCCCUCUCGCCUCCCCUUCUCCAGUCUCACCCCCUCUCGCCUCCCCUUCUCCAGUCUCACCCCCUCUCUCCUCCCCUUCUCCAGUCUCACCCCCUCCUCCUCCCCUUUUCCAGCCUCAUCCCCUCUCUCCUCCCCUUCUCCAGUCCUCACCCCCUCUCUCCUCCCCUUCUCCAGUCUCACCCCCUCUCUCCUCCCCUUUUCCAGUCUCACCCCCUCUCUCCUCCCCUUUUCCAGCCUCAUCCCCUCUCUCCUCCCCUUCUCCAGUCUCACCCCCUCUCUCCUCCCCUUCUCCAGUCUCACCCCCUCUCUCCUCCCCUUCUCCAGUCUCACCCCCUCUCUCCUCCCCUUCUCUAGUCUCUCACCCCCUCUCUCCUCCCCUUCUCUAUUCUCACCACCCUCUCUCCUCCCCUUCUCCAUCUCACCCCCUCUCGCCUCCCCUUCUCCAGCCUCAACCCCUCUCUCCUCCCCUUCUCCAGUCUCACCCCCCUCUCUCCUCCCCUUCUCUAGUCUCACCCCCUCUCUCCUCCCCUUCUCUAUUCUCACCCCCUCUCUCCUCCCCUUCUCCAGUCUCACCCCCUCUCUCCUCCCCUUCUCCAGUCUCACCCCCUCUCUCCUCCCCUUCUCCAGUCUCUCACCCCCUCUCUCUCCCCUUCUCCAGUCUCCACCCCCUCUCUCCUCCCCUUCUCCAGUCUCACCCCCUUUCUCCUCCCCUUCUCCAGUCUCACCCCCUCUCUCCUCCCCUUCUCUAGUCUCACCCCCUCUCUCCUCCCCUUCUCUAGUCUCACCCCCUCUCUCCUCCCCUUCUCCAGUCUCAACCCCUCUCUCCUCCCCGUUCUCCAGCCUCAACCCCUCUCUCCUCCCCUUCUCCAGUCUCAACCCCCCUCUCUCCUCCCCUUCUCCAGUCUCACCCCCUCUCUCCUCCCCUUCUCCAGCCUCACCCCCUCUCUCCUCCCCUUCUCCAGUCUCACCCCCUCUCUCCUCCCCUUCUCCAGUCUCACCCCCUCUCGCCUUGUUGUAGAACAGUGGCUAAUCUCCUCAUCCUCUCUCCACCAGGAUGCCCUAUACGUUUGUGACGAAGGAGGUGGCGGAGGUGACGUGUGAGUGUCUGCUGGAGCAGGCUGAGCAGGCAGAGCUGAACCAGCAGCCCCAGGCCACCGCAGAGAGGAUGAUCCUGGAGGAGUUCGGACGCUGCCUCAUGAGGAUCAUCAGCUCGGCGGGCAAGACAGACUGUCCCUCCAUCAACUGCUAG